GGUGCGUGGGUUUGUUGCGCCGCUGGCGUCGUUCUUAGCUUGUCCUUAGGUGUCUUUGGAAGUGGUCGGGACUGGCUCCGACGGCACAGAGUCCUCCGUCGUGUUUAGCAUUAAAAAGCACGGCGUCUACAGUGACGACGUGACGGUGGUCAGGCGGUAAAGUGCUUCGCCUGAUUCAUGCAUCAUGUGAUGGCGUGGAUUAGGUACAUUGUAAACUGCGGCGAAGGCACGCAGCGCCUGUGCAACGAAAACGGCUUGAAACUUGGCUCGUUGACGUCCAUGUUUCUCACUCGACUGGAUCCACUGGUAAUCCCUCGACUCCACUUCUCGUGACCAGCAUCUUUAGACGUGCAGUGGCAUUCCAGGCAUGAUCUUGGCGCUGGGUGGGUGCGGCACGCCAGAGCUGAGCGUCGUGGGCCCGCGUGGCACCCAUGCAUUUGUUAGCUCCACCAAGAGCUUUGCCCGUCGCAACUACCCCGUGAUCACGUGCUCGGAAGUGGAGAGUGAUGGUCGCACUGGCCAAAGCCCGUCACCUCCGCCCUCCCACAUUAGCCACACAAGCGCUGCAUCGUAUGAUCCUGUUGUCGACGACCGCUACGUGCGCAUCACACCGGUGUCGGUAAGACGAACCCAGGGGCUGCCACGUCAUGGGACUCCAUCAUCAACCUGUCGCCAUUGCAAGCAGCAGCGAGUCGAGCCACCCGCGAAAAAGAGCGAGCCAGUCGUGGUGUCGCGACCAGCGCUGGCGCACGACCAGCCGAUGCUCCAGUGGCUCCAAUCGUACUAUCAAGACAAAGAUCCGUCCAAAGUGCCGUAUAUUCAAGUGAUUCUCAACAAGUACCAAGGCCGCCACGACGACCUCAAGCACAUGCUGGUGGCCAAGUACGGUCCCUUGGCAGCCCCAGACGAAGCCAAUGAUGACGAACCAGAGACCGUUCAGACUAGUCCUCGGAAAGAUGAACGCACCAGCUCGAACAGCGACGACACUGUCGUCGUUUCGGACGUUUCUACGAACACACGACAGGCAGAGCCCAAUGACGACAGCCAAGAUGUAGUGCUGGCGUCCACAGCAUCAUCCAGUGACGACGAAGAUGACACCAACAGCAUGGAGACGUGGCUGCGGACGUUCUAUACCCGGCACAACCCAAGCAUGCUGCCGCGACUGCACUCGGUCUUGCAAAUGUAUGCAGGCCGAGAAGACCAGCUCAAAGCCAUGCUGGGUCAGAAAUACGUGACCAGCACAAAACGACCCCUCGAACAAAACACCCAGGACGAUGGGACCAAAAAGUUCAAGGGGGCGUCUAUCGACAGUGUCACAGACGUGUUCCUCACCCCUCCGUCGACGUCGCGACCGUCCCCCAUUCAGUACGACCAAGUCAUUUGCUAUGUCCUCGAGUACGUCCACACAUCUCUCCCUCUCGCCCGUGUCAUGAGCGACAAUCUUAGGUUCAAAACGUCGUCUGAUUCCACUACGAUCGCGUGGGUGGUCGAUGUCCCUGAUAUGACGUGGCUGCCCCACGUCACGGCGCUCUUGACCAGUUGCCAAGACCAUCAUCCAGCUCUGGUCGUGCACUUGACUCCGUCGUCUGUGGCACUGCACCCCACUUAUAUGGCGUGGGUAAGCGCGCACUCGACAGCUGGCCAUACGCGCCAUUUGCUCUUUGACGGGCAAUUGCUGGACGAAUUCCGCGACGGAGCGUGUGCCUUCAACUUCGAAGCGUCCGCCCGCCUUCGCUUGCAGUUGCACGCCAAGUCGGCGGCGUUGUUCCCUCUCUCGUCGCCCUUCCAAGCCAUCGCCACCGCGACUCCCACGUCGGCCGCCUCUCGACUCAUGCUUCGAUCUAGUGCCGGGACUACCUUCCACGUGGCACAGCCAGGGCUGACCUGCCAGCUCACUGCCAUGAAAUCCAACCAACAGAUCGGUUUCCACUAUCGGACGUGUACGUUGCGGCUGGCUACAGAAGUAUCAGCACCAAGUUCAGUGGAGCCCGCCGGACCGCCUAGUCACGCCCCCAAGCUGGCGUUCCUCGGUACAGGCUGUGCCGCGCCUUCCAAGUUGCGCAACAGCAGCGCCAUCUACUUGGACUACAGCCCCCCGUCGACCCAUGGCAUCUUGAUCGACUGCGGCGAAGGUACGAUCGAUCGUUCAUAAUACAAGGCUGACAUAGCUUCGUAGGUACGUUUGGCCAGCUGUGGCGGCAGUUUGGGCUGGCGACGUCGGCGCGACUACGCACGUUGCAGUGUAUUUGGGUAUCGCAUAAACACGCAGACCACCACUGCGGGCUGCUUCGAGUGUUGCUGGAGCGACAUCGCGCCUUCGUGCGCAACGCUCAGCCUGCCACGUCAUUGGUAGUCAUUGCCCCCGACGCCGUGUUGGCGUACGUGGCACGCUGGCGCGCCGCGUGGCUCCAUGGCGUGCACAUGGUCACGUGCGUGGACUUCAACCACCCCCAGCACCCCCUUCGAAGCAUGGUGCUGGGACUCACGGGGUUCCAGAACCUGUGGAGUGUGCCGGUGCACCACUGCCACGACUCGUUCGGGCUUGUGCUGAUCACCCACACCGGCAUGAAGGUCGUGUACUCGGGGGACACGCGGCCGUGCGACCGCCUUGUCCACGAAGGGUUUCGACCCCAUGUGUUGAUCCACGAAGCUACGUUUGAAGACAGCAUGUACGAAGAUGCGGUCAAGAAGAACCAUAGCACCGUCGGAGAAGCGUUGGAAGUUGGACACCGCAUGCAAGCGCAGUUGGUGCUGCUCACCCACUUUAGCCAACGGUACCCGAAACUGCCCCCUCGUCAAGCAACAGCAUCGGGAAGCCCGUGUGGGUUUGCAUUCGACGGCAUGCAAGUGACGCUGGACGCGCUUCCUCAACGCCAGCAUGAUCGGUACAUGCCACCGCUUCCCAUGGCACAUGCACCGAUGAGCACGGAAGCCACGUUGGCCAUGUUCAUGACUGCAAUGCGGAAAGACGACGUCCUGACGACAUCGUCGCCACCGCCGUCGCCAUAACAACGAAGUUUCAAUUACCGGUAGAUUCUGGCAAGAAGAUGUGGAAAACUUCCGCAAUAAAUAAUACAUACGUAUACCAAGCA
This is a messenger RNA of Aphanomyces astaci, 3092 nucleotides long. RefSeq lists its product as hypothetical. The record is from RefSeq and is a predicted model, not a curated record. NCBI's taxonomy places the organism in Eukaryota, Oomycota, Saprolegniomycetes, Saprolegniales, Verrucalvaceae. Gene Ontology annotation, cellular component: mitochondrion. Bases 368 to 2152 code for a protein of 594 amino acids. Gene Ontology annotation, biological process: mitochondrial tRNA 3'-end processing. Gene Ontology annotation, molecular function: 3'-tRNA processing endoribonuclease activity. The transcript has 3 exons.